AUGCUCGCCGCCACGCCCCGGCUCGAGACGCUCGAGUUCUUCUUCGCGCAGGACUUGGAGGGCCUCAAAGCGGACAGGGACUAUGUGCUCGAGCACCACGACGAAUGGCGAGAGUUCGCGGCCGCGCUGGACCCCGUGCGAAAUACCCUGAGGAACUUGACCAUCUCGGUGGAUUGGGGCUUCGUGGAUGAUAUUCCGCCCGAUUCGAUGGACGUGGACUGGGUCGACGGCAUCUGGCAUCGGCGCGGCGACGUCGGCUCGCUGCAGCACCUGGCUCGCCUGGAGAGGCUGGAGGUGCCCAUCUUCGUGCUGCUGGGUUGGAGGCCG
Messenger RNA from Parathielavia appendiculata, 327 nucleotides. RefSeq lists its product as uncharacterized. The transcript has a single exon. The record is from RefSeq and is a predicted model, not a curated record. The annotation marks the transcript as partial. NCBI's taxonomy places the organism in Eukaryota, Fungi, Ascomycota, Sordariomycetes, Sordariales, Chaetomiaceae.